Molecule: messenger RNA, 2335 nt
Organism: Drosophila innubila
Lineage: Eukaryota; Metazoa; Arthropoda; Insecta; Diptera; Drosophilidae
Product: phenoloxidase 2
Exons: 4
Coding region: 18-2075 (685 amino acids)
Molecular function (GO): oxidoreductase activity
Source: RefSeq, a predicted model, not a curated record
AAGUUCAACUCGCUAAGAUGGCCGACAAGAAGAAUCUAUUGCUGCUCUUCGAGCAUCCCACGGAGCCCGUCUUCAUGGACAAGGGCAAGAAGGUGACCGUAUUCGAUGUGCCCGAUAAUUAUCUGACCGAUCGCUAUCGUCCCAUCAGCACCGAGGUGCAGAGCCGUGUGGGCGAGAAGGUUGAGCAACGGAUUCCAGUUCGUGAGAUCUCGAUUCCGGACUUGCGCAUUCCCAUGUCCCUGGGCCGUGACGAGCAGUUCUCGCUGUUCAUUCCGAAGCAUCGCCGGAUCGCCGGACGUCUGAUUGACAUAUUCAUGAAUAUGCGCAGUGUGGAUGAUCUGCAGAGUGUGGCGGUGUAUGCUCGGGAUCGUGUCAAUCCUGUCAUGUUCAACUAUGCAUUGUCCGUGGCAUUGUUGCAUCGUCCCGAUACCCAGGGAUUGGAUCUGCCCUCGUUUGCGCAGACCUUCCCAGAUCGCUUUGUCGACUCGCAGGUGUUCCGUGAACUGCGCGAGGAGUCCUUUGUGGUGCAGCCAGGCUCACGGAUGCCCAUUGUCAUUCCCCGCGACUAUACGGCCUCGGAUCUGGAGCCAGAGCAUCGUCUGUGGUAUUUCCGUGAGGAUCUGGGCAUCAAUCUGCAUCACUGGCAUUGGCAUUUGGUUUAUCCCUUCGAGGCCUCCGAUCGCAGCAUUGUGAACAAGGAUCGUCGCGGUGAGCUCUUCUACUACAUGCACGAACAGAUCAUGGCCAGAUACAAUAUGGAACGCUUCAGCAACAAUCUCGCCCGUGUGCAGCCCUUCAACAAUCUGAGAGAUCCCAUUGCCGAGGGCUACUUCCCCAAGAUGGACUCGCUGGUCUCCAGUCGCGCUUGGCCGCCACGUUUCGAUAACACGCGCCUGGGCGACUUGAAUCGCGAACAGGAUCAGAUCAAUGUCGAGGUGGCCGAUAUGGAACGCUGGCGGGAUCGCAUCUUUGAGGCCAUUCAUCAGGGCUUCGUCAUGGAUGAGCGUGGACAACGUGUGCCUUUGGAUGAGGCCACAGGCAUUGAUGUGCUCGGUAACAUUCUGGAGUCCUCGAUUCUGUCGCCCAAUCGCACUUUGUAUGGAGAUCUGCACAACUUUGGCCACGUCUUCAUCUCGUACUCUCAUGAUACGAACAACAAGCACUUGGAGUCCUUUGGCGUCAUCGGUGACUCCUCGACGGCCAUGCGGGAUCCAGCCUUCUACAGAUGGCACGCGUACAUCGAUCGCAUCUUCCAGGAGUACAAGAGUCGUCUGCCCGCCUACACGGAUGCGCAGCUCAACUAUGCGGGCAUCUCGAUCACUGGCGUUCAAGUGGCAGCCAAUGGCAAUCAACCCAAUGUGCUGAGCACCUUCUGGCAGCAGUCUGACAUGGAUUUGUCACGUGGAUUCGAUUUCACGCCACGCGGCAAUGUCUUUGCUCGCUUCACCCAUUUGACCCAUACGCCCUUCACCUACACCAUCAAUGUGAACAACGAUGGCGGUGCCCAGCGCUUUGGUUACGUGCGCAUCUUCAUUGCGCCGAAGAAUGAUGAGCGUGGUCAGCCCAUGUUGAUGCGGGAGCAACGUCUGAUGAUGGUGGAGCUCGAUAAGUUUGUGGUUUCGCUCAAUCCGGGACCCAAUACCAUUCGCCGUCGCUCAACGGAGUCCAGUGUGACCAUACCCUUCGAGAGAACCUUCCGCAAUCUGGAUGCGAAUCGUCCGGCCGCUGGCACCGCUGAGGAGCUCGAAUUCAACUUCUGCGGCUGCGGUUGGCCCAAUCACAUGCUCAUCCCAAAGGGUCUGCCCGAGGGACUGCGUUGCGAUCUCUUUGUCAUGGUCUCCAACUAUGAGAACGAUAGGAUUGACCAGGAGCUGGUGGGCCGUUGCAGUGAUGCUGCCAGCUAUUGUGGCGUUAGGGAUCGCCGUUAUCCUGAUCGCCAAUCGAUGGGUUAUCCCUUCGAUCGUCUGCCACGCACUGGCGCCGAUCGUCUGGUCAACUUCCUGACCCCCAACAUGAGCAUUGUGGAUGUGAGCAUUCGUCACCAGAAUGAGACCACCACCAAUCGACAGGCCUAGAAACUGAUUGAGCUACAGAUUGAGAUGACGCGACCUUCAGUUGAUGACAACGAGUUGAGAUACAUUUAUAUAGAUACUUAGAUACUAACACACUAGCAGUUAUUGCAUCUUUAUUGAGCAUUUAAUAAACGCAUCAUGGCAUUUAAAGAAAACAAAACGUAAAAUAGCACAAAUUUUGUACGUCGUGGCCUUAGACGAGUUUCACUUGUUCAUUGAUUGCGCUUAUCAAUGGGGCAUGUGUGUUAUUGAUAGCCUACUCU